CAGUCGUUAAUUAAAAAAAAUGUCUAAAGCAUGGAAACUUAAGUUGCUUCUUCUACUUCAACUGCUACUCUUGAGUCAACAUGAUGUUGAUUCAGCUUCUGUGAUUAGCUAUCUUCCUGGUUUCGAAGGUCUUCUCCCAUUCCACCUUGAAACUGGGUACAUUGGUGUUGGUGAGGGAGAGAAAGAGCAACUGUUCUACUACUUUAUUAAAUCAGAGAACAAUCCUGAAGAAGACCCUCUUAUUCUCUGGUUAACUGGAGGACCAGCUUGCACUGCUCUCUCCGCACUUGCUUUCGAGAUCGGGCCAUUGACUUUCAAGACUGAGGGUUACAAUGGAGGUUUACCUUCUCUUGUCUCCACUUCAUAUUCUUGGACAAAGGUAGCUAGCAUAAUAUUCUUGGAUCAGCCUCUUGGGACUGGCUUCUCCUACUCAACAACUCCUCUUUCUGAUAAGCCUAGUGACACAGGCGAAACAAAACAGACAUAUGAGUUUCUUCAAAAGUGGCUAGUGGAGAAUCCAGAGUUUGUCUCAAAUCCUUUCUAUGUCGGCGGAGAUUCUUACGCCGGUAUAGUUGUUCCAGCUAUUGUUCAGCAGAUCUCAAUAGGAAAUGAACAUGGCUACAACCCUCAAAUAAAUCUUAAGGGUUAUAUUCUUGGGAACCCUUCAACAGAUCUUGAUAAUGAUCAUAACUCCAAGAUUCCAUAUGCUCAUCGAAUGGGACUUAUCUCUGAUGAACUUUAUGAGUCACUUAAGAGAACCUGCCAAGGAAAUUAUUUUAAAGUAGAUCCUACAAAUAGACAAUGCUUGAAAUUGAUGGAAAACUACCAAAAGUGUGUUUCAAGGAUAAACGAAGGAUUCAUUUUGAUAGCAUUGUGUGAUUUGGCUACACCAAAUCCUUAUUCAGGAGAACAUGGUGAAAGAAGCUAUCUUACGACACUUGUUCAGUCAGAUCUUUCUCUUCCCACUCCUGAUUGCUAUGGAAGUAUAGGGAAAUGGAUGAGAUGCAAUUGGGAUUUGCCUUAUGAGAAAGACAUAAAGAGCAGUGUACCUUACCACCGAAACAAUAGCAUCAAAGGGAAUUAUCGGUCAUUGAUUUAUAGCGGUGAUCACGACAUGAUGGUGCCUUAUAUUGGAACUGAAGCUUGGAUUAAAUCUCUAAACUACUCAAUAACUGACGAUUGGAGGCCUUGGUUUUUUAACAAUCAAGUUAUUGGAUAUACACGGACUUACGCAAACAAUAUGACAUUUGCCACUAUCAAAGCAAGUUUCUUUUCCUUUUGGGGUUCUCGUCAAUAAAAUCGAUGUUUUUUCGUCGUUACAUUUUGAAAAAACAAUUUCCUUGAUU
Molecule: messenger RNA, 1346 nt
Organism: Arabidopsis arenosa
Lineage: Eukaryota; Viridiplantae; Streptophyta; Magnoliopsida; Brassicales; Brassicaceae
Source: the annotation of a GenBank genome assembly